Paramecium octaurelia is the source of this 1071-nucleotide messenger RNA. The record is from the annotation of a GenBank genome assembly. Lineage: Eukaryota; Ciliophora; Oligohymenophorea; Peniculida; Parameciidae.
AUGGAUCAAAUGAAUAAAUAUACAUUGGAGUUUAAGUCAGCAGAUGUAGAAUUAAAGUAUUAAAAAGAAUCAAUUUGCAAAUUGCUCAAACCUCUCCAUUACGGUCUAAUAUUAAUGUCCUUAUUAUUGAAUACAAUCUAGAUAAUUACAGUAACAGUCAGGGAAUCCUUUUCAAUACCGUUAAUCAAUAUUACUUUCAUAGGAAUAUCCAUGUUUAGUUUUGCUGUUGUCUAUAAAAAGGAGACUUUAACAUAAAAAAUGAUGACUAUUGAAAAUGCUUAUAUCCUAUUACUAUAGUUAAAUUUUACUGCAGACAAUAUUCAUGGCUAAGAAUACUUUUUAUAUGGAAGUAGCUUGUCUUUGAUUCAAGCAAUAACCUAUUUUUCCACAGAUUUUUAUUUAAGUUGCCCUUCAGUUAUAUUUCAUUUGAUAUUUCGACUUAUUGCCACCAGUUUAUACGCAAAGAAAUUUGAUUUAGUAGCUUUAGGUCUUACAAUAACAACAGCAAUAUUUUUAAUUUGUGUGUUGUAUAUAUGCAAUAGAGCAUAAAGGCUGUAAUUCUUAUUGAAUUAUAAAGAAGAUACUAUUAACUAUCAAUUGCAAACCUUAAUAAACAAACCAUUUACAAAGAUUAUUUACAACGAGAAGAAGCUAUAAAUUGAUGUUCUGUAGGUUAACUAAGUGAAUUAAUUUUUGGGAUUCAACCAAGAGUUGUGUUUUGGGUGUAAUAUUAGGAACUUUAUAAGAAAUUGUAAGAUUUCUAAUAGAUCCUUAGAGAAAUGGAUAAUAAAUGAUUAAACCAAUAUAAAGGAAAUUUGUCUUGCUAUGAUUUAGAGAACAAAAAUUAAGAUUAGGCUUACUCAAUUUAAUACUGACAAUAGUUUGAUAUUAAUUUUGGAGAAUUCAAGACUGGAUACAAGACAAAAAUAGGUCCCUUAGUUUGUGACAAAUCAAUUGGUUGAAUAAUUUAUGAUAAGCAAGAAAACCCUGUUUAAUUUGUAAUUUAAAUUUGGAGUCAUGUCAAUUUUAAUGUUGGGCUAAUACCAAAUNGUAUUUGCUAUCUUGAAUUGA